Molecule: messenger RNA, 623 nt
Organism: Gloeophyllum trabeum ATCC 11539
Lineage: Eukaryota; Fungi; Basidiomycota; Agaricomycetes; Gloeophyllales; Gloeophyllaceae
Exons: 3
Coding region: 47-391 (114 amino acids)
Source: RefSeq, a predicted model, not a curated record
CAAGGAGCAACCGAGGGUCAUCUGCAGCUUACGUUCCUCGGAAUCCAUGAUGUCCCAAGAUGCGAUCAAAGGAGACUACCUGCAGUACAGGUCUUCGGCAAUAUUAUCCAUGCUAUCACAAUCCAUAGGCAUCCUUCUGGACUCGGGGGCAGCGCAACUGACAGUGGGCGGACACUCGGGGCUGCAGAGCGGGAAGGAUGAUAAUCGCCUGGAUGUCGACGAGAUAGAAGCAGAUUCCACCAGUGGAGGACCCCCAGAGAAAGCUGCAGGCUAUCAAAGCGCCGUCAGACCCAAGAUACAUUUCAUGGGUCCGGUUCGAAAACCAAUCCCGAGACCCAAGCCAAAGCCCAAACCAGAUGGCAAGCCAAAACGCGGAGGGCACGCGGAAUAACAGUCUGAGAGUGUAUCAGAGGUGCGAGGGGUUAGGACUCCAGUUGCUUCAAGGUUCGAAGGCAUUAUCACCAGCGAUAGACAGAACGACUGCUAGCGAUACCAGUGCAUGUGCGGCGUGGUUGCAUCGCCCAUCCAUUCGAGUAUAUUCGUCAGUUUUUCCGUUGGGAUGGAACCAAGCAAGAAUUGCAUGAAGCUGCAUGCCGGAAGCAGUCUUUUACGUUGAACUUAGC